This is a messenger RNA of Drosophila eugracilis, 1182 nucleotides long. RefSeq names its product enkurin. NCBI's taxonomy places the organism in Eukaryota, Metazoa, Arthropoda, Insecta, Diptera, Drosophilidae. The transcript is spliced from 3 exons. The record is from RefSeq and is a predicted model, not a curated record. Gene Ontology annotation, cellular component: acrosomal vesicle. Gene Ontology annotation, molecular function: calmodulin binding. The coding region runs from base 106 to 1029 and encodes 307 amino acids.
AUCACUGUAGCAACCUUUGUUUGAAGUUACAACAAUCGAAGUCGGCACAUAAAUACUUGGCAACGCUGAAAGGAUAUCAAACAAACUACCAUUAUUAUACGAAUAAUGUCGCUAGUCUAUAUCACCCAUCACGAUGAGAACAUUGUCGGGUGUGAGCACGAUUUUGAGAAGGCAGCGGGACCCAAGGAAUCUAUAUUUGUCUACAAAAAUCCUGUUGUGGAGAAGGCAGCUAAAUAUGCCAGAAAACUUCGCGAACGCAUGAACGAAGAGGACAAGAAGUUAUCGGUUAUCUUGCAGAACGAUGGCACUCGCAUCUUGACGGAGGCCAAGAAAUCUCUGCAUCGCACGAUGGGCUGUGCCCACACUCCGAUUGAUCCACCGUGCGCCUUUUUGCGUAAAAAUCAGGGCGUCAAGUGGCGGCGGGAGAAAAACCACCAGUGUCCAAAGAUGCCACCAAUGCCCCCACUUCCCCCACCAGGAAGUGGCGGCCACAAGUCGACCAUGGCGCCCAAUUUCAUCAAACGUAAUAAGUUAUGCGCAGCUCAGACAAUUCCCUGUCCCCCGCCACCUCGCUAUGUUGACACGCCUGCGGGAACUCGUCACAAUCUAUUGAAUUCCGGAUUGAUUCCGCAAUUUAUCUGUCGAAAGGAUUUCGGUAAGGUACCAAUUUACCUGAAGAAAACCAAGAGAAUGCUCGCCGACAUGAACGCAGUGUGCGCCAAGGAACAGGCACGUUUACUCGAGCUGUGCCGUGGGAUUAAGGGAUUCACCAAGACCUCCGUAGACUUGAGUGGUCCGCCGCAAGUGCCUGGAAUGCGGGUGAUGGAACAGCCGGAGCGCAAUGAGAUCCUCGAGGGCCUUCGCUUGAGCUUGACCGACAUGACCAAGCAAUAUCAGUCCAUGUCACUGCUUAUAGACAGCAUUGCCAAGCGUCAGCGCAAGAGCAAGCUGGAGUCCGAUCUUCGGCAAGUGGAGCAGGACAUUCUGCUGAUUGAGACAACGCCCAUUAUUUACGUAUCAGAGUAUUAGACAUUAAUUCAUAUUUCUUUUCGUCCUUGUGUGCCAGCAUCUGGUAGCCGAGCAAGGUGUCUUUUUGGAUACGCUUGCUCCGCUCUUAGAGGCGGACACACGAGAAAAACUUGGUAGUUAAGGUUGAGAAUAAAUUUGACGUUUAUGCAGUUA